GGAGGAGGGAGGCGAACAAUCGGGCUGGACUGGCUGCUGUUAUUUCUCCCCGACAGACAAACAAUCUGAACGGGCAGGAGUUGCGAAGCAAGCCGCUGCUAGAGGCGUAACAAGCCUCUGACAGAAAGCACCUGACCUACUUAACCUUCAUUACAGGAACAACCAACUGUUACUUUACAAGCCUGGAGGUUAUAAUUUAACCAGAGCCCCGGAACGAGUUGAAUUGGGUGACAUUUAUUAUGUCUAUAUUACCGUUCACCCCUCCGAUUGUUAAGAGGCUACUGGGCUGGAAGAAAGGAGAACAAAACGGACAGGAGGAGAAAUGGUGCGAAAAGGCUGUCAAAAGUCUGGUAAAGAAGCUGAAGAGGACGGGGCAGCUGGAGGAAUUGGAAAAGGCCAUCACAACACAGAAUAUCCACACUAAAUGCUUAACCAUACCCAGGUCGUUAGAUGGACGUCUGCAGGUGUCCCACAGAAAAGGUCUUCCUCAUGUGAUCUACUGUCGCCUGUGGCGCUGGCCAGACCUGCAGUCUCAUCAUGAGCUGAGGGCUGUAGACCACUGUGAAUUUGCCUUCCACACUAAAAAGGAUGAAGUGUGCGUCAACCCCUAUCACUACCAGAGGGUAGAGACACCAGUUUUGCCGCCUGUGUUGGUGCCGCGGCACUCAGAUAUUCCCGCUGAGUUUCCACCACUAGACGACUACAGUCCAUCAAUACCUGAAAAUACCAAUUUUCCAUCCGGCAUUGAGCCUCAGAGCAACUACAUACCUGAAACGCCCCCUCCAGGGUAUCUGAGUGAAGAUGGUGAGGCGAAUGAACACCAAGUCAACCACAGCAUGGACACAAGUUCACCAAGCCUUCCACCCAGCCCCGUUUCACCCACCAACAGUAAUCCUAACGUGCAGCCGGUGACAUAUUGCGAAUCCGCGUUCUGGUGUUCCAUCUCUUACUAUGAGCUGAACCAGCGCGUAGGAGAGACCUUCCAUGCAUCCCAGCCCUCCCUCACUGUGGACGGAUUCACAGACCCCUCCAAUUCUGAGCGCUUUUGUCUGGGUUUGCUGUCCAACGUUAACCGGAACUCAGCCGUAGAGCUCACGCGCCGACACAUCGGACGUGGUGUAAGGUUGUAUUACAUUGGAGGAGAAGUGUUUGCAGAGUGUCUUAGUGAUAGUGCCAUCUUUGUUCAAAGCCCAAACUGCAACCAGCGAUAUGGGUGGCAUCCGGCCACAGUGUGCAAAAUACCUCCAGGAUGCAACCUGAAGAUUUUCAACAACCAAGAGUUUGCUGCCCUCCUUGCUCAGUCUGUCAACCAGGGCUUCGAGGCGGUUUACCAGCUAACCAGGAUGUGCACCAUUCGCAUGAGUUUUGUGAAGGGAUGGGGAGCCGAGUACAGACGUCAGACGGUCACUAGCACCCCCUGCUGGAUUGAGCUGCACCUAAAUGGCCCUUUGCAAUGGCUGGACAAGGUCCUUACGCAGAUGGGCUCUCCCAGUAUCCACUGCUCCAGUGUCUCUUAGGAAAACUAGUGUCAACAUGCAACUGAGUGCAAACCUUUUGCAAAAAUGUCAAAGUGUUGUCAGUGAUGAAGAAAGAAGCAUUGUUCAUUUCACUACAAGGGCACCUCAAUGGAAUGUCAAGCGUUUAUUUCUGUAGUUCAGUUCAAAACCUCUAGACCAGGGGUCACCAAUGUUUUUAAGGCUGAGGGCUACUUCAUAAGAAGGGCUAUCAAUACUGACCGAUGAAUGGGAGGCACCAGUGUUCACCUAAGCUUUAAACAUAAACAUAUUUUUUGUUACCUUUAAUUUCUAGUUUGAUUACUGUGAUGAAAUGUUCUACAGAGAUUAAAAAAGAGCAACAAAUAAUAAUAAUAACAAAACAAAAAAAUCAAACUUAGCCCACUGGUAAGUUGUUCUGUUUUUAGAAGAUGCUGAGGGCACUUGUGUGAUCCUUGAGGGCAGGUUGUUAGCCGCAGGGAUGUUUGUGACCCCUGCUCUAGACACAUUAAAACCAGAGUGAUCUAUCUUUUUAAUUCUGUUAUUUUUGAUUAGUAUUAUUAACCCAAGAUUAAGUUUCAUGGAAAUUUAGAAUAUUGAAUCAAACAUUUAACAGGAUUACUUCAUCUAAAUGAACAGUACUAAAUGCUUUGCACAUGCCUGUGUACAUUGAAGUUUCAUUUUAUGAAGUGAAUGACCUAAAUGAAGGUUUUAAUGAUGAUGUAAUUCUGAAUGCACAUGUAUCUGCUUGGUCUCACAUUUUGAAAAAGAUUCAAUCUGUUCAAAACGCUUUUAUUUUAAAUCAUGAGUUGUAAGCAGCUGAUUGUUACACUAUAUUAGAGAGUUUGUGGUUUGGCUUUAUUUUGUUUUUGAGAAGAUGAAACAGGUUUAACUAAUCAUUCAAAUAUUUCAUUACUUAGUAAUGCAGUUUUUUUUUCUCCAUACAGACACUUCAAAUACUUAUUCCGCAAGCUUAGAUCAUUUUAAAUUUAGCUUGCCUUUUUUUUUUUUUUUUGACUAAUUAAGUGAUUUAACCAAGAUUAGUAGUUACCAUUAAUGUUUUAGCUUCUAAAUGGAGGAGAAUGUUUGACCUGAUACAGGAAAUAAUAUGACAGGUAUUCAUUUGUUGUUGUAUUGUCAUUUUAAGACACUACUUUCCCUAUAUUCAUUUAUUUAUAUAUAUUUUCUAAUUUAUGAUAUGAUUGGUAGUUUGUCUACCCAAAGAAAAACAAAGCACUAUUGUUUCUGUAAAAAAGAAAAAUGUAUGAACUAUUUUUUUCUGUGAAAGAGACAGAAGUUAUUUUUGCAUAUUAUCUGACAUGGGAAUAUAUUUUUAUGAUUUCCUAAAUAUGACUGUACAUAAAUGUUAUAAUUUAAUGUAGGAAAAAUUCUUGAAGUAGUGAUCCUGACUGACCUCUGCUGUAGGGCUGACUCAUAAGACUUUACUAACAACGUCUGGACCAGGCUUCUGUGUCAAACACUAUUUCUCUCUUAAUAGAGGUAAUAUGGCAGACAGUUUUCCUCAGAGGAAUUUAGAAAACAGAACUGUGGGGUGAAAAUGAGAACAAACUGUUGUAAAUCACUUUCCUUGUGGAUAAACAACACACUUCCAGGUUACAGUGCUUAUCAUAUUACCUUGUAGUACCGGUAAAUGCUUGCCAAAAAAAAUAACAUACUAUAUGUACAGUGUCAUAAUAUAAGGCAUGUGUAUUGUUACUGUCAUUGCCACCGUCUCUGACUCAACAGUGUACAUCCUGCACUUCUGGUAAGCUGUGUUUCCAUGUGAUUCCUAACACUGGCAUGGUAGUAGCCUAUGUGCACUUUGGUGCGAUAUGUUGUUGGUAGGUAUCUGUUUCUUUAUUUUUUUCAUUGCUUUUCUGGGUGAUGUCUUACAUACAUGUGGCUAUUUCCCUUUUGUCAACUGAUCUAUUAUAAAUGUGAACUUUUAUUAAAAUGCUACAGAGGA
Messenger RNA from Cyprinodon tularosa, 3459 nucleotides. It is a transcript of the gene smad3b, whose product is annotated as SMAD family member 3b. The transcript is spliced from 9 exons. NCBI's taxonomy places the organism in Eukaryota, Metazoa, Chordata, Actinopteri, Cyprinodontiformes, Cyprinodontidae. Gene Ontology annotation, biological process: BMP signaling pathway; transforming growth factor beta receptor signaling pathway; SMAD protein signal transduction. Gene Ontology annotation, molecular function: I-SMAD binding; DNA-binding transcription factor activity, RNA polymerase II-specific; RNA polymerase II cis-regulatory region sequence-specific DNA binding. The coding region runs from base 240 to 1517 and encodes 425 amino acids. Gene Ontology annotation, cellular component: heteromeric SMAD protein complex. The record is from RefSeq and is a predicted model, not a curated record.